AUGAAGAGACCCACAGCAGCAUCAUAUCUGACAUCUAGUGCACCUGCACCAUCUACUGCAGCCAGUAGUUGUCAGCCUAAUCCUCAGAUGAUCCAGCAGUCAGUGAAUGCUGCCCAAAGGAAGUCAAGCAUUAAUCCUCCUCCUGUUGUGGCAGUUCCUGACUGGAUUAAUGCCACUAUGGGUCCACUGCCAAUCUCUCACCACCAUGCAAUCACUGGCCCUGAUGUAGUUAUCCCUACAUCUUGGCAGGGGUUAGCAGCAGUGCCAAUACCAUCAAGGCUUACCAAUGCUAUUGGAUAUUCAUUGCACCAUAAAUCUCAUAUACAGGAGAAUGUCUCAGAUGGGCUAAAGCUGCCUAUGCUAAUCCUGAUUUCAGCUGUUCAUGAGGCAGGGGGGCACAAGAAAUCAAGAGACAUAUCAAUUGGAAAUAUCUGUGAAGGCAAGAAGGACAUUGAUGCCUACAUUGAUGCUCCAGGUCUUAUCAAUCUUGCUUUAGAGAUGGUGCUUCCUAAGCUAUGUGCUCUUGGUAGCAUAUUUUCAUGGUGUGAUGAGGAGUUCAUUGUACAAGACUCUGGAUGA
Messenger RNA from Suillus subaureus, 579 nucleotides. RefSeq lists its product as uncharacterized. Bases 1 to 579 code for a protein of 192 amino acids. The record is from RefSeq and is a predicted model, not a curated record. The transcript has 5 exons. Lineage: Eukaryota; Fungi; Basidiomycota; Agaricomycetes; Boletales; Suillaceae.